Vigna unguiculata (cowpea) is the source of this 3966-nucleotide messenger RNA. Its product is annotated as TMV resistance protein N-like. Lineage: Eukaryota; Viridiplantae; Streptophyta; Magnoliopsida; Fabales; Fabaceae. The record is from RefSeq and is a predicted model, not a curated record. Gene Ontology annotation, molecular function: ADP binding. Gene Ontology annotation, biological process: signal transduction; defense response.
UGAAUGGUUUUGUGUCUGUAAAGAUAUCAUCUCUCACUGUGUUGCAUUAUUGCUUUCUCUUCAAACACUUCAUAACGUCACCAGUUUCUUCCAUGGAAUUCGCCUCUUCAACUUCCAAACUUCCACAGAUGUAUGACGUGCUGAUUAACUUCAAUGGAGAAGACAUCCACAGGAAAUUUGUUUCUCAUCUCAAUUCUGUCCUCUCUGCUGCUGGACUCACCACUUUCCUUCACCACCAGAAUGCAGUCAACGACAUGGACAUCCAACAGCCUAUUCUCAAUCUCUGUCGUGUAGCAAUUGUUGUGUUCACCAAAACCUAUUCUAAGUCUGAUUGGUGUCUGGAUCAACUUCAACAUAUCAUCAAAUGGCACGAAACUUAUUCACGAUAUGUUCUCCCCGUAUAUUACGAAAUCCAGCCAUCUGAUGUACGCCUUCAGAAGGGUGACUUUGGAAAAGCCUUCAAAGAAACUGCACAACAAACAUUUUCAGCACAACAACUGGAGCAUGGCAUGUCCAGGUGGAGCCACGCACUCACCAAAGCUGCAAAUUUAUUUGGAUGGGAUGAGAGCAAUUACAGGAGUGAUGCUGACCUAGUGGAUACAAUUGUUAAGAGCAUUCUUACGUUACCAGUCUUGUCUGCCACUAAAUUUCCAGUUGGAUUACAAUCCCACGUGGAAGAUGCGAUUCAAAUUAUAAAAAAUAAAUCCUCGGAAGUUUGUAGGAUAGGGAUAUGUGGAAUGGGAGGAUCGGGUAAAACAACCCUUGCCAAAGCCAUCUAUAAUCAAAUUCAGGGUACAUUCAUGGAAAAAAGUUUCAUUGAAGAUAUUGCACAAGUUAGACAAACAAGAGGGCUUCUUCAUUUACAAGAACAACUUCUUUCGGAUGUCCUAAAAACAAAGGUGGAGAUACAUAGCGAUGAGAUGGGAAGAAGUAUGAUUCGGGAAAGACUUUACCGGAAAAGGCUGCUCAUUGUACUUGACGAUGUGAAUGAUUAUGGUCCAUUAGAGCUAUGGGGACGGGGAAGUAGUUCUUGGUUAGCUGAAGGAACUGUAAUAAUCAUUACUUUAAGAGAUGAAGACCUACUGAAAAUGCAACAAGUUUAUUCUAUUGUUCGGAUAAAUGUAAUGAACCCAAAUGAGUCCCUUGAGCUUCUUAGUUGGCAUGCAUUUAGAGAAGCAAAACCAAAAAUGGAAUACCAUUUCCUUGCAAAACGAGUAGUUGAUUAUUGUGGAGGACUACCUCUAGCUCUUGAAGUCAUCGGAAGUUAUUUAUAUGAAAGGACGAAAGAAGAAUGGAACAGAGUAUUGUUAAGAUUAGACAAUAUUCCCCAGAAUGAAUUUCUAGAUAUAUUGAAAAUAAGCUUCGAUGGUUUACAUAAUCAAAGGGAAAAGGAUUUAUUCCUUGAUAUUUGUUGUUUCUUUGUUGGUACUAGCAGAGCCUAUGUCUCCAAGAUCCUAAAUGCCUGUGGAGUAGACCCUGAUCGUGGGAUAAGAGUUCUCAUAAAGCGCAACCUCGUAAAAGUUAGAAAGAACAACAAAUUUGGAAUGCAUCCUUUGGUACGAGAUAUGGGAAUUCGUGAAAUUUCAAGAAAGCAAUUUGUGACGAACAAACGGCUGUGGUUUGAUGAGGAUAUGAAUUAUGCACUGUCAGAGAAUACACUCUUCUCAUCACAGGGGGCAAAAGUCAUCCAGAGAUUGCCUACCGGAAGAGAUUUGUUUGAACGUCAUCCUUCUUAUCCUUUAAAGGUAAGAGACCUGCUGCAACUCGCUGGAAAUUCUGGGAACCUGAAAUGGAUCAGUUUGCAAGGAUUUUCUUCAGAAUACCUACCUAAUGACUUUUAUUUGCAUGAUACAAUUGUGAUUGAGUUAAAACACAGUCUUCUUCGAUUCGUCUGGAAAGAACCCCAGGUUUUGGCGUCGCUAAAAGUCCUUAAUCUUAGUUACUCCAUGUACUUAUCAAAAACCCCUGCCUUUUGGGGGUUACCAGGUCUUGAACAGCUCAUUCUCAAAGAUUGCCCAAAUUUGUGUCAUGUACACCGAUCUAUUGGUUUUCUUUGCAGUCUUAGACUGCUAAAUUUGAAGGGUUGUACAAGUCUAAGCAAUCUCCCGAGAGAGAUAUAUAAGUCGAAAUCUUUAAACUCUCUCAUUCUCUCUGGUUGUUCUAAAAUUUUCCUAUUGGAAAAAGAUAUAGUGCAAAUGAAAUCCUUGAUAACUCUAAUUGCUGAAAAUACAGCGGUGAAACAAGUGCCUUUUUCAAUUACAAGCUCAAAAAGCAUUGGAUAUAUAUCCUUACCUCAAUUAGAGGGACGGUCACGUAAUCUUUUUCCUUCUAUCAUUCGGUCUCGAUUGUCAACAACAAUGAAUCCCCAAUCUUAUAUUCAUUCGUUCAUGGAUAUGGAGGAUAAUAGUUGGGAUUAUGUUGCACCAUUUCUUAGCAGCCUUGCAAAUCUUCGAAGUGUUUUUGUGCAGUGUGACCCCGAGUUUGAAAUAUCUAAGCAACUAAAACCUAUACUGGUUGAAUAUGGUAUGAAUAUUACAGAAUCAAGAAUUCCAAAGCAUAAUAUCAGGUCUUCUUUGAUUGGUGUUGGAAGAUAUCAAGAAUUCUUCAAUACUGUCAGCGAUAGCAUAUCUAAGGCAUUGGCAAAGAGUGAGUCAUGUGAUGUUUCUCUCCCAAGUGUCAAUGAUCCUAAUUGGUUGGCCCAAAUGGGUGAUGGACAAUCUGUUUCUUUCACAGUGCCUCGGGAUCGUGUCGUGAAGGAAAUGGUUUUGUGUGUUUUUUAUUUAUCAACCUCCAAAAUCAUUGAACCUGAACUUACUACUGUCUUAAUUGUUAAUUACACCAAGUGUACAUUAGUGAUACACAACCAUGGCACAGUAAUUUCCUUUAGUGAUGAAGAUUGGCAUGACAUAAUGUCAAAUUUUGGAUCAGGAGACAAGGUGGAGAUUUUUGUGAGUUUUGGUCACGGAUUGCUGGUUAAGAACACUGUUGUGUAUCUGAUGUAUGGUGAGCCAAAUAAAAAUUCCCUCAUUGGAUUCAUAAAGAAAAUUGUAAUGUGACUUGUGGGGACAAAAGCCAUUGAGGGAUUGACAUUGAAAUUGCAUGGAACUUGGUAGAGAUUGCUUUGAAGCAAAUGAUUUUAAGGAAAUGAAGAGAUUGAAACUCUUGAAACUUAAUUCGCUGGAUCUUUUGGGCAUCUUUCUAAGCAACUGGGAUGGAUCUGAUGGCAAGGAUUUCCUUUGAAAUAUGUACCUGUAAACUUUAUCAAGGAAGUGUAGUUGCGUUAAACUUAAAACACAGUAACCAUAAAGUAGUCUGGAAGGAAACUCAGGUUCUGAAGUGACUAAAAAUCCCCAAUCUUAGUCAUUCCAAAAACUUGACCACCACCCCAGACUUUUCUAAAGUACCGAAUCUUGAAAAGCUCAUUCUAAAGAUUGUGCACGUUUGUUCAAGCUACACUAGUCCGUUGGAGAUCUCUGCAACUUCUGCAGACAAAUUUGAAGGACUAUACAAGUGUUAUCAAUCUGCCAAGGAGAACCUGUAAGUUGAAGUCUGUGAAAACUCUAACCCUUUCUGGUUAUUUGAAGAUAGACAAGUUGGAUGAAGACAUAGUGCAGAUGUUAUCCUUGAAAACUUUAAAUUCAGAAAAUAUUGCUGUGAAACAAGUUCCAUUUUCAAUAGUAAGAUAAAGGAGUAUUGGAUAUGUAUUUCUGUGUGGACAUAAAGGAUUAUCACGGAAUGUUUUUCUAUCUAUCAACAUGAUAGAACCAAGCACAUCAAGGUGAAAAGUACCAUGCCAUUAUAGAAGCAGAUAAAUCUAAGGAAAUCAACUUGGAGCAUUACAGUUUGGAGAAUCAGAUUGUAAACAUAGAGACCAAUGCACUUUCCAAAAACAAGUUUGAAAUGUUAAGAUGAAAUAUUGGAAUAUCUAAGAAAAAAAAUUAAAAUAGGGGUAUUAUUAGUAAUUAA